CGCGCACAGCUCUCACCCUCCGUGGAAACAGUUCCUGCGGUUUGUUGUCGUUUGUCGUCUGUCCAAAUCAUGUCGUCUGCGCGGCUGACAGCAGACGUGAGUUGAUGUAAACACCGCCUCCAGUGCUGUACGUGAUAGAUCGCCACUGUUGCUGACCUGCUGGACGUUGUCCAUGUUAACUGGCCGUACUGACUUACAGAAGCCUGUCAGAAGUCCAUGGAUGUACAGUAAUCCUCAGUGCUGUGACUGAUGAACUUUACCCGUGUAGCAUUUCUUCACGAGUAACAUUUUGUGUGAUCACCGGAGCCUGUCGCUACUGUCGUCAAAGCACCGCGCCCACAUUUUUUAGGGGGCUCACUUCCUAGUCUCGUAGGCGAGAUCACGCGAGAUAACGUCGACGAGAUUCUCUGAUCAAGAUCCCAGAGGGCAAUUGUCGUGUUGAAGUGACAUGAAGCAGGUGCGCUAGGCCCACAUUUCGUGCAUACUGACAUGGAUUUCAAUUCUGACAUCAGGGUGGUCUGGUGAUCACCCAAUCAAAUCGCUGGACGACCUGUCAGUCAACCCUGAUUGACGAGGGACUAUUUGAAUUGUCAUUAAUGACAGAAGUGACAAAUUACUUCAAGUGAGAGAACAAAUGAAACUUUGGGGUUGAAUAAUUCGCCAUCCUUCCCAGGAGUUGAUGUUCAUUUCAAGUGUAGAGUAAACUGCGAUUUGAAACCUGAAGGACUCUUUCAAACACAGUGACACAUUUUUGUGCUGGAACAAUUUGAGACUUUUCAAAGUUUUUAUGUUGUUCAGUUUUGAUAACUGGAAUCUCCGAAUGCGACGUCUGUCAUCGAGUGCAUUGUUCGAAGCUCGCCAUCAUUAGAGAGAUAUUUAUGCCAGUAAUUCCACGAGCAGAGAGAAAAGUUUCAAGGAAUGCUCUUUAAACAUUGUUGAUCCCCCCAAAACUCUCGAUCUGCAAUCCCCGCGUUCCUUCGUGUCUUUGUGAGCCAGGAUCGUCUGCUGACACGGGAUUACUUGGAGCAGACGACAGUUCCCACAGCAGACGACAUACUGUAUGUGUCAUUUGAAGACGGGGUGAGGACGUGAAACAAACCCGAAACUCAUUGUGCAUCCUCGGAAUUUUCCUGUUUGAGUUAGUGAUAACAAACGCCGGUUGCUGAUAACAUCAACGGAAUCGUCUGGUUGCGAAUGUAAGCAGACGACAGUUUGUGUGCCACAUUUUUCCCGACUGGAUGUAACACCUAAAACAGAGGUCAUCUCACUAGGUGCGUGCAUCCACAACAAACGACGUGGAAUUAAAUUUCUUCCAAAUUUCAGGACAGUCAUAAUCGCCAAACAGACGACAUCUCUUGAGGCGGUUUUCAAAGAACGAUAGUGAAACAGAAUCCGCACAGACCGUGAUAAAGAAAGGGAUCGUAUUACAAUCCCCACUUCACUGUGCCCGACCCAAACCCACGGCCACACAUCACUGACAACCGACCCCUCCCGUCUCACCAACUGUUGCCAAUACUGCUGCCCUUCCAGCUGUUGCUGAACGACCUGCCUGGUACAUGAAGCGGUGCUCCACAGCGCUGCAGCCCUGCCCGUAGUGUCUUAGUGGUAGUCUCUCCUCGGAGCUGAUAGAGCCACACAGUCGAGCAAGGGAAACGAACGGGAUCAGAGGCAAAGCAGAGAUUCCCUCUCAGAACAAAGCGGAGGGCUAGCGGUGUGGUACUCGACUGCCGAGUCGCGUGAGUGUUCAGCUGUUGUGAGGACCAGCGGGCCUUAGUAUUCUCGGAUCGUACACGGACAGGGGAUUGUUGUGGAUUGAAAGUGUUGUGAUCGGAGGAGAGUUCAGGAUUUUGCUGUUUACCGAUUUACCCUACACGUUUCAUAUUGUCUUGUGAUAUCGAGGAAUUUCAUAUUGAGGGAAUUAAGGAAUUAAUCUCGAGUGAAUUCUGAAUUUGAAUAUACCAAGGGACUAUAUUCAAGGAACAACUUAAACCACACCGACCUUUAAUGCUAGAACUAACCAAAUCUAUAUUCGUUUCCGAAGACAGCGGAGUUUUGUGAGAUAUCUGUGCUGUUGUGAAAACCAAUACUGAGAGAAUCAUCAAGACGUUUGACGGACGGUCGCUAUCAAACAUACAACCCGUCAUCUUAACUCAAACGUGAACAACAACCUCAGACAGGAUUUCAGUGAUAAAAUUUCACUGAAAAUCGAAGACGACGGAAUUCCGGACAUAUUUCAACGAAAAGUAAACAAGCCCUCCACUCAGAUCGCGAGCUUUCCUCGGAGGCUGCAGGUAACCGCACCGUGUCGUCUGCUUCUCCCGCCAUGUUGAUUUUCCAGGUUGAAGGGUAUUGAUCGUCUGCUGUAGUCAGUGUAAGCUAGAUUACCGAGCUAUCCAACAUGGCGUUUGUUUCUCUCACUGCAAGGAUGUUUGUGCGGGGUUUUACCCCUGGAUUUAUUCUUCUAGUUCUCCUCUGUGAGCUCCCCGUGAGGGGCGAGGACCCUCCCGUGUGUACAGUGAAAGGACGUGUAUAUACAGAACUGAAAUGGUACGGUUAUCUCGUUCAGAAACCUUUCCACCAAGACUGGGCCAAGAUUCAGUACCAGAUCUCAUACCCCGUGUCGGAAUGCUGCACCAACCUGCUUAUAUACUACGAUGAUCAGAUUCGGGAACUAAAAGAGGGGAUGACUUGUAAGGAACGGGAGAACAUUCUCCCUGCCAACAACAAUCAAGUGAUCCCGUUGUACAAGAACAACAAAACAGUAGGAUGCAAUGUCUGGAACAAAACCGGAGAGUCUUACUAUGUGUGUCUCGGGGAGCGAAUAUUCCGAUCAAGCGGGCCCAGAACUUGGUAUUUCGCUCUCAGUCGCUGUGGGUCAAAGACUCCGUUGAAUUUGAACUAUGUAUUUAAUAUUUCUGGAUUUUAUGGCGAGUGUGAGGACGACCCUCUUGCUAAGACCUACAUUCCUCCUGUGAACGCUCCCACGGAUAGGUACAUGUUUGUAGCUAUCGGUCUAGGGGUGGUGGCAGGCGUUGCCCUCAUUCUGGCUGCCAUAUUCUUCGCGUUGUGGCUCCUGGGAACUCGGAACCGGACUGCGAAUAAGGGCAGCUCCGUGACGUCGAGCCAAGCAACCAUGACACAGGACGACGUCUUCUACGUGAACCCGUCCCUGUCCGAUCAGGGACAAACGGACUACAGCCAGUCGAGCUCAGAGAACUAUUAUGAGGUUAUCCCGGAGAGACGGAGUUAUGAGAGCAUCAACACUCACCUUGCCGUACCCCAUGGUCACGGUCACGCUCACGGCCACCCCCACCCCCACGCCCACGGGGCAAGGCAUGCAACAUAUGUCAAGGACAUGCGUCACCCGGCAUUCCCAGCGCAGCUUUUGUUUGAGGACUACCCACCCCCGCCCUACCAGCCACCCCGGGGCCUACCCAAACACCACACCCUUCAUCACCCACCCCACCACCACCACCCCCUCAUCGCUGCCCACUCCCUUCACCACACAGCUCAAAUCAGAGAGAGACCCGGUGGGGCCGGGCCCGGACCAGAGAGAGUCCCUCUUCAGACCCACACGGAAACAAGUGCAUAAACUGAUAUAUGAUAGUGAUGUGGGUAAGGUAUUGAUGGCCACCUGCGUGGGUUCUGGUUCGGACCUGACUUAAAUAGGAUCCCGUGGACUCUUGGACCAAAGUGUACAACUAUCGUGAUUCAUGUUGAUAUUACAAUAUCAAAGACUCGGCACAUCUGUGUAGUGGAUUCAUCCUCGUGUGUCAGGGGUGUUGGUGAACAAUCUCAAGAUGGAGGAAGUCUUCUUCUUGUAUGUACCCAAAACAUUUUUGAAUCCAUUGUAUUCACCCAGUCUGUGUUUCCACCAACACAAGUGUGCCAAUCACACUCAACAUUGUGCAAACUGGAAUAUUUAUUUGUCUCAUUUCUCAACAUAGAAACACACUUAGCACUUAUCCCUCGUGUGUACAAAGUUCACGACCUUGGAUAAUGUAGAGGCACCAACAGACAUGCUUCACAUGACCUAUGACUCUUGAUCUGACCUCUCACCUUGCCUUCAAGGCCGCGGUGACCUUGUUUUGCUCAGAAGGUUUUGAAAGUGCUAUUCGCGAUGGAUGUUCAGAAGUAUUGGAAUCUUCUGUCAAAUGAUGGAGCGAGUAAGAAUGUUUUGUUGGAGGUUUUGUGGAAGUGUAUUUUUGGACAGAACACCGAAAAGCGAAGGCACCGGGAGUGAUUUGUAUACAUUCCCACACACACCAAAAAAUACCAGAAACGUAGAAAAUGUAUUACAAAUAAAUUUUGUAUGUGACAUUUUUUUUUACAAAUCGUGACUUUUUACCUCAAGACUAUGACACCACGGCGAGUACAAAGGAGUCUGUGCCUUACGGCGAUAGUUAACUGUGUCAAGAUGUCAAUUUCAAUUUCAAGAUGAAUGAUAUGACAAAUAACCGAUGACAAUAUGUCACGUGAGAUGAUUAAUGGCAGACAGGGGAGACAACUUGUGCCGAGAGAAGAGAAAUGGAUGCUGUUGAAAGUGGCUUAAGCGAGACCCGUGUAUGUGUUUAAUCGUUAGCAUCGUCUAUCUUGGGAGAACCAUGACUCAUUACACGGGAUGGUGUGUCGUAUUGGAACGAUCGACAAUGUUGUGUUUGACCUGGGUAGUCGAUUGUCGUGCACCUAUAGACUCAUCUUCCCGCGGCCUCCCAGUAUUCAAUCCCCCAGCACCGAGCAGCAAGACAGCAGGAAAAACACCACAGUGGAACUGUUGAAUCUGUGGUCUGUGUUGCGAUUUGUAUGAUUCCUUAAUUAGAGAGGUUUCCUGUUGCCAGGCAACGGCGAAAAACGUGAUACUCGUUGCUUCAGCGAGCGAGGCCUCUGUGCCGACAGUGUUGGGAAUUCCUGAUCAGCUUUGAAAUUACACCAGCAACAGAGACGUGUGUUCUGAAAUUGCUUUUAAAGAAUUAAACCGAUGUUGUGAAUGUAAUUAUGUACAACACGGCUUGCUGCCAGAUGCCGAUAUUCCUCCAUCGCUGUGUCUCGACAUCUAAUGAAAGCAAUAGAAACUUUCCACUGGACUACACAUGGGACGGUUGUUGUUAGUGAGUUUCACCCGUGGUGUCUAUAUUUGAAAUUGACACGGAUUUGACUUUGACAAUUCGCUACACAAUCUUGAACUGUACAAAUUGAUAUGUAUUGUGUAACACGAACAGACAUCACUGUUACUAAAUCGGGUGUAUUCGAGAAUUUGUGCAUUAUGAUUAUUCAUGCCUAUUUGAAAAGAUACCUGUAUUGAAAUCCGAGAUGCAUCUGUACCUUAAUGGAUACCUUGUACAGUCUGUUUGAAAGUGCAAUUUAUUACAAAUAUUCAAAUUAUUUAGAAUAUAACCACAAAGAGGAGGUUGUUUACAUGUGUUCCAUCACCCGUUGAAAUAUACAGUUUCAAUUUCACAAAUUAAUUCGUCAACAAAUUAAUGCGAGUAUCGGCUCUUAUCUUGAAAUGCCACAUACAAAGAAUGCAUUUUGUGUUAUUUCUGAAAAUUUACCAAAUUACCAAAUUGUUCCAUUUUCUAUUUAUAUCAUCUCGACUGUCGGGUAAAAGGACCAUAUCGUCAAAUAUGUAUGACAUACCAUGUGAAUAUAGGAGGGAAUAUACGGUAUGACAUUUACAUUCGUCAUACCUCAUUCAGCGUCGUAGUUGUGGCGAGAAAAUACUUUUGGCUUGGGUUGUAUAUCGAUUUAUCAUUAAAAGUAUACGAGCCUUAUUGCGUUGUUAAAAUUACUUAACUGUUACGAUAUUUGCGCAAUUUAGGGAUAAUUUAGAAAAUAUAUAUCUGAAAUUGACAUUUUUCUGUGAAGUAAAAGUUGAAUAUACUCUUUCUGUGAAAGGCUGAACAUGCCUUGAUUGUCUAACAAAUAGUGCUCUCGAAACACAUGGGUACAAUGUGUGAAGAACAUCUGUAUAGUACCCCCGUCGUCGUAUUGAUGAAAUAUUGCAUAAAGCGGCGUAAAUCAAUAUUUAAAAGAUCCAAAUGUGAUUGAACAUGUUUCAUGUUGUCAAUUUCAUGUAGAUUUCACGACUGUGAUGAACACGUGUAAACAAACAGUAUGAAAUUAACAUCACCAUUCCCCGGAACCCAUUCCAGUGAAGGAAUACCGCUAAAAAAGUUAAAGACCGCCGGUACUUUCAUAUCGCUAUAGCUUAUGGUGAUGACAGGCGACGUCAUCAGAUGAAUUGAUGACAGAACUAUACUGAUAUGAAAGACUGGUGGUCUUUCACUUCUUGUAAGUGGUGUCUGCGUAGGUUAUAAACCGUUUUUAACGGCGGUUAUUGUAUAUCAUGUAUAUUGGUUGGGCACCAGUAUUUAACUGCGGUAUAUUAACGACAUUAUUGACGAUAUAUGAUAUUUAUGUUGAGCAAUGAUGUGCUGUCGUUUGUGAUUCAUUUCAAACAGUGGCGUACUUUUCUGUAAUUGAUUUCUUUUGUAAGAAACCUGAAAAUCAUUUGCAUGCUAUGUUGUUUAUGCUAUUAUCAGAUUUGAAACUAGCGUUGAUUUAUCAUGAUUUCCUGGAAAAGAUUCGAUCUCUUCCGUGUUUCUAGCGAUUGCCACGAAAGGUUUCGAUCCACCUGUCAAUCGCGUGUAAUUGUUUUGAUCGUCGUUUUCAACUGACCUAUUUCACGCUGUGCCGACUGCUGUAUAUAUCAUAUCUAGGUCAUUAGGGCAACCAGUCUCUGUGAAAUUUACAUUUUGUGUGAAAUUUGCAUUUUGCAAAUUUCACGGUAACACUUGAUUACCUUGUUUGAUUGGCUAUUGCGAUGGUCAUAUUUAUACAUCUCAUACAUAAUUGUAUAUCAUAUAUCAUCUCUCUGAUGGCCAGGACCUCAAGUGUAUUGUGGUAAUGAUAUAUUCAAUUUGAUGCUCAUGCUGUUGAUCACUGGAGUGUCUGAUCCCGAUUAUUUACAGACCGCCGCCGUAUAGCUGGGAUAUUGCUGAGUGCAACAAAGACAUAGUGUGCAGGUGUAAAGUGUGCGCUGGAUGUAUGUUAAUGAGUGGAGGGCGUUGGGUUUUCUUUGACCUUUGUUAACGUUUUGCAGUAUCAUGUACCAGAUAUAUACAGAAAGAUACUGUGACAUGUACUCGAACGUCAUGAGACCAAUCGUUGCAGAGUAGUCGCGGACACCCCCCCCCCCCCCAAUACACACCCUAUAUCUACAUCCACAUCCUCACCUGCAUGCCUACCUUCUACAACGGCAACAGUCCACAUUCCCAACCUCAGCAGCGCUGCCCUACAGUGUAGAACAAACGCUGGCCUGUGUACCCCACAGCUACCCCGCCAGCAGCACCGUGUCCACACCAAACCCCACCCUUACACCCACCCGUUAUACCGAUCUACCCUCGUACCGACCCACUUCCGCCCAUACUACACCACCAUCCACAUCCUUCACGUCCACAUUCCAGGACAGUACGUUCCUUCAUGUAGGAUCUCACUAAACCCAUGUCCACAUUCGAUCCUUCACUUCCAGACUAACGACUGCUAAACAUGUCCCUCCGCUCAUUGACAUGUUGAAUGUCUCACGAACCACUUUUAGAUACGUUUUCAUUCUACCUAAUUUUGUGUGUU
Molecule: messenger RNA, 7629 nt
Organism: Haliotis rubra (blacklip abalone)
Lineage: Eukaryota; Metazoa; Mollusca; Gastropoda; Lepetellida; Haliotidae
Exons: 4
Coding region: 2399-3592 (397 amino acids)
Source: RefSeq, a predicted model, not a curated record